AUGUCCAUUCAUUACCUCCUCGUGCUAAAUCGGCAGGGCAAGACGAGACUUGCUAAAUGGUUCGAUAGUACAUACACGGAAAAGGAGAAACAAGAACACAUCAGUGAGAUCCACAGGCUAAUCUCGUCACGAGAUCUGAAGCACCAGUCCAAUUUCGUUGAAUACCGCAACAACAAGCUUGUUUACCGCAGAUACGCUGGACUCUUCUUUGUCGUGCUGAUAGACUACUUGGACAACGAGCUCACGUACUUGGAGUCGGUGCAUUUUUUUGUCGAGAUCCUCGACACAUACUAUGAUAACGUUUGUGAACUAGAUCUUGUGUUCAACUUCCAUAGGCUAUAUGUGGUGCUAGACGAGAUCUAUCUAGGCGGGGAGUUGCAGGAGAUUCUGAAGUCCAGAGUUCUACAAAGGCUUGCAUAUCUAGAUCAAUUGGGGGAAUGA
Molecule: messenger RNA, 441 nt
Organism: Candidozyma auris
Lineage: Eukaryota; Fungi; Ascomycota; Pichiomycetes; Serinales; Metschnikowiaceae
Exons: 1
Coding region: 1-441 (146 amino acids)
Biological process (GO): clathrin-dependent endocytosis; protein transport
Cellular component (GO): intracellular membrane-bounded organelle; AP-2 adaptor complex
Molecular function (GO): clathrin-cargo adaptor activity
Source: RefSeq, a predicted model, not a curated record